This is a messenger RNA of Pristis pectinata (smalltooth sawfish), 1620 nucleotides long. RefSeq lists its product as uncharacterized. The transcript is spliced from 10 exons. Bases 67 to 1041 code for a protein of 324 amino acids. The record is from RefSeq and is a predicted model, not a curated record. NCBI's taxonomy places the organism in Eukaryota, Metazoa, Chordata, Chondrichthyes, Rhinopristiformes, Pristidae.
AGCGCAGCCGCUCCGUGCGGAAGUUUGGGGCGGAGCCGCGGCGGGUCCGGCGGCCGGAGCUGCAACAUGGAGUCUGGUUCUAGUGAGGAACGGGAGUGCUUGUUACCGAACCUGAAGCCACGGCACAGGGAGCUUGUACCAACGCCAUGCGGUCCAAUCAAGCAAUGUUCAGAACUCUCCUGGUCAGAGAAGAUCUACAUCUUUGUGGCAAUCCUGUCUCUGCUGACCGUGUUAGGUGCCAAUGUUGCAAGUAUCGUACGUGAGAACGAAACUGAAAGGACUCAUACAAAGCAGGAGGAUGUUGCCAUCUCAGUGAUACAGCUCAUUGGCGUAGUCUUCUGCAUUUACUAUGUGUUACGUGGGGUGCUGCAGGAGAACCGGCAGGAGCUGCUGGCCUUUAUUCUGUCCAUUUUGUUGGUUUUGGUCCGUUCUAUGGUAAACUUCAUUGUGGCUGGACCAGAGGAAAAGAAAUCUGUUGAGAUCCGGUUUGGGUGCAGUGUGGCAUUCGGGGUGUUUCUGAUGGCAGUGACUGUUGGCUACCUGAUCAAGAGCCCCAGCCUCAUGGCCUUCCGAGUUGGUGGUGCCCUGGAGAGCACACAGUCCCAGUACCUCACCCUGACCCUCUGCUUCUCUCUGGUGACCUUCGAUCUUCAAGCUCAGCUCUGCCUGUAUAUUCUUCUGACCGCAGCAGGUUCUCAGCUCUCCCUGCAGAACACCAUCAUCCUGGCAGUGGGCAUCUUCUGGGCACUCUUCAAAGCUGCUCUCGGACUUGGAGCUAUCCUCAAGGAAAAGAAGCCUCUAGUGUGGAUAUUCCUAGUGCAGAAUGUGCCUGAGCUGGCUUAUCUGGGGUACCUGAUCUACCUGAUCAGCACAGUGUGGAUACACAGAGGAACCUACGUUCUAAAAGCCGGCACAAUAACUGGCAUCGUGAUCUCCGUUGGCAUCAAGGUUGGCCUGUUGUGGUCGAUGGUCAAGGUCUCCUACUGCUUCGGCGAGGGUCUCCAUGAAAGAAUGUUUGCUUCGGUCAGUCCACAACCUUAGACUGAGACAUCUCCAAAGGCUGCGACCUCUCCAAUAUUUUGUGAAAUGGAUCAGAUCUGCAGCAGUGCUUGGAUGUAGACAGCUGCAGACUGUGGACCCAGUGCUGGACGGUGGGAUUCAACUGGAGAGCUCUUCACUGACCAACGUGGACACUGAUGGUCACCUGUGGUGUUUCGUUUCCAGGACUCUGGUCAGUGGGAGAUGGAGCAGCUAUGUAAAUGUUGGUUUUAUGCGAUGAUCACUCUGACGUGAUGAGCACCAUCUAUUUUUAUAUUGUCAUAUUUCUACAAUAAUCUUUGGGAAUGAAACUUUUUAACUGGUUAGUCAAGAUAACCGAGUUACUGCGGAAUAUAUGUAUUUUAUUAACUAGUUAGUAGAUAUUUUUCAGGCUUUGAUACCACCUGUGCUGCACAAUGCAAUGGAACCUCCAGGGUUGUCAAAUUCUCUCUGAUCUUUGAUGGAAUAAAUCAGGUGCUGCACCUGUAUGUGAGGGAACAGGGUUAACAUUUCAGCUCACUAACCCAACUUAAUCAGUGGAAUAGAAACAAAUUGUAUGAAAUAAAUGAUAUGCCAAAUUUA